Messenger RNA from Camellia sinensis, 552 nucleotides. The record is from RefSeq and is a predicted model, not a curated record. NCBI's taxonomy places the organism in Eukaryota, Viridiplantae, Streptophyta, Magnoliopsida, Ericales, Theaceae.
AUGUCGGAAAGCAAAGACAAAGAUCAAGAAGACUACAUUGCUUUCCAAUAUCGAACCCUAGAAAAUCGAAUCAGCGCUUUGCCCUUUUCUCUGAUUCUUCACAUCCUCUCCUUCCUAUCCAUGAAAGAUGUUGUCAAAACCAGUGCACUGUCGAAGCAAUGGCGGUACCUCUGGACCUCUGUGUUAACGCUUAAUUUCAACGGAGACUAUGCCAUGGAAGUCGAGACUCGUAAGUUCAUCACUUUUGUCUAUAAAGCCUUAAUUCUCUGCAAAUCCCCCAAAAUCGAGAAAUUCGUGCUUAUUCUUAAAUACAGCCCUUGUUUUGCUUUCGAUUUGAAUAUCUUCAUUAGUUUCGCGAUCCAGAACAAUGUGGAGGACCUCGAGUUGCGUUUGGAUUUUCGAUGUAGCGAAAUUGAAUGUUAUAGAUUGCCUCAGUAUAUCUAUUGCAGUUCCUCUUUGAAAAAAUUGAAAUUGAACUGUUGCGAUGUAAUGCCGACUAGUGGUGUUAUUAGUUGGAAAUCGCUUAAGAGUUUAUCAAUGGAAGCGCUUUAG